AUGAUUUCUGAAAAUAAUAAUAAUGAAAUUCAAAUUCAACAAUUAAUUACCAAUUGGACAAAUGCUUUAUGCUUGAAAGAUAUUAAUCAAAUGAUGAGUAACUAUGCCGAUGAUGUUAUUAUCUUUGAUAUAAAACCUCCAUUUCAAACAAAAGGUGCAAUUGAAUGGAGACGAAUGUGGGAAAAAUGUUUACCUUAUUUUCCAGAAUCUUUCCAGAUUGAAACUCGAGAUAUAAUUAUUCAUGUUAGUGAUAAUGUAGCAUUUGCUCAUUGGCUUUGGCGAUUUACUGAAGUACCAGAAAAUCAUCGAAUAUUAAAAACUUGGAUGCGUGCAACUAUGGGUUAUCGAAAACAGAAUGAACAAUGGCUUAUUGUACAUGAACAUGCAUCUCUUCCAUUCAAUCCAGAAACAUCUCAAGUCGUAUUCACUUCUGAUCCAUAG
Messenger RNA from Rotaria sordida, 441 nucleotides. Lineage: Eukaryota; Metazoa; Rotifera; Eurotatoria; Philodinida; Philodinidae. The record is from the annotation of a GenBank genome assembly.